Molecule: messenger RNA, 663 nt
Organism: Strongyloides ratti
Lineage: Eukaryota; Metazoa; Nematoda; Chromadorea; Rhabditida; Strongyloididae
Exons: 4
Coding region: 1-663 (220 amino acids)
Source: RefSeq, a predicted model, not a curated record
AUGGAAAACAAUCCAAAUUUAAAAAAGUCGCUUCAAGAAUCAAAAAGUCUUCCCAAAUUAACGAAUGAAUGUGUAGAUAAUCAAAAUAAUAUAGUAGUUUUGUCAAAGAAUCAAAGUUAUGAUCCUUUGGCUGGAGGCAAAGAAAUAUAUUAUUCUUUCAGCAUACCUAAUGAACAGGAUAAAAAUCAGUUAGAAUAUCCAUGUGAAAUUUUCAAGACUAUGUAUGGUGAACCAGAAAUUACAAUUGUGAACUAUGCAUCAUCAUUAUUACAGAACGGGAGAUCUAGUUUUCAUCUCAUUAAGCAAAAGCAAAUUUCACAAGGUUAUAAUAUGAAACUUCAUUUGAACGGUGAUAUUAUUGAUCCAGACUUUUACAAGGACAAAAAGAUUAUGAUAACAAAAACGAGAUUCUUAAAAGAUAGUGUUCAAAAUGUUUCAAAUUUUGACAGUAAAAUAUUCACAACAUUACCAAAAUUCGUGAUAGAAGAUUGCUUUGUUGUUAACAAUAAUUCAAAUGGAACGGCAAUUCAUGAUGUCAAGAUAAAACAAGAGAAGGAAAAAAUUGAAAGAAGUCAAAAUAAAACAUUUGAUAUUGCUAUAGAUAAAAUUGGAAGCGGUUUAAGCACAUGUAUCAUUGUAUUAUUUUAUAUAAAGUUUAUAUGA